Molecule: messenger RNA, 1011 nt
Organism: Penaeus indicus
Lineage: Eukaryota; Metazoa; Arthropoda; Malacostraca; Decapoda; Penaeidae
Exons: 3
Coding region: 1-1011 (336 amino acids)
Biological process (GO): DNA integration
Molecular function (GO): nucleic acid binding
Source: RefSeq, a predicted model, not a curated record
AUGGCACAGGGUUCCUACAAAUGGAUUAUGGUCUAUCAAGACCACAUCACCAAAUUUUGUGUCCUGCAUCCGCCAUCGUCGAAACGUGCAGCAGAAGUGGCGCAUCAUCUCACUGACAUAUUACUCUUGUUCGGAGCUCCGUACAUAUUACAGAGUGAUAAUGGGUCAGAGUUCGCAGCCAAAGUGAUCAGUGAGCUGAAAAUCAUCUGGUCCAAACUUGUCCUCAAUCAAUCAGCCAAGGAUCCGUGGAAAGAGCAAACGAAGAAUUCUAGCUUGCAUGCAGGUAUUUGCAGAUCACCUUAUGCAGCCAUGUUUGGAUGUGAGGCCAAAGUGGGCAUGGUAUCAUCCUCGCUGCCUGAUGAGCGUGGCCAUCAUCCUUCAGUAGACCCGAACCAUCCGGUACCUUGCCGUUUUCUAACCGCCGAGGUUGACAUCGAUGCUGAACGUGGCUGUCAUCAGUCAAUAGUCUCCAGCACCCAGAGAGAGAUCAACCCCGCUGUCAGCCGAGCAGUAACUUUGGUCAACCCCGGUGCAUCGCCCGAAAACAAUUUGAGCCGCAGAGAGAAUAAUAUCAUUGCCCAGAGAAAAGGUGCCCAUAUGAGUCAACUUGCCCAGGCUGAACGCAUGGUAAAAUGGAGUCGAAUCGACCUUGCAGCCGGUGAACCACUUGAUAAUGCUGCUGUCCUUAUUCCACUGGUAGAUAGGGGUCGAGGUGAUCCUCAGAACAUUCUCGGUGUCGUCUUGGAACAAAACGACAUGUACACCACUGGAGUCAAGGCAGGAGUUCUGAAGGCCAAGCUGUCAAGCAACCAGUUUGACUUAUGCACUCAUCGCCUUCUAGGACAGGACUCCAUGAAUCACGACAGGGUGGUAUCUCUGCGAGAAGCCAUUAUCUUUGAAUCGAACUGUGGUGGACAGGGUUUUGUCAAAUGCAACUGCACAGGACCCAAAACAGAUGCAAGUGCCUUAAAAACAAAGUUAAAUGUAAUAGCAGGUGCCACGCCAGCAUGA